This is a messenger RNA of Microplitis mediator, 774 nucleotides long. RefSeq lists its product as uncharacterized. Lineage: Eukaryota; Metazoa; Arthropoda; Insecta; Hymenoptera; Braconidae. The transcript is spliced from 4 exons. The record is from RefSeq and is a predicted model, not a curated record. Bases 285 to 752 code for a protein of 155 amino acids.
AAAGAGGCGCUAAGUCGUUGGGUAUUAGGAAAAGAACUCAUAGAAACUCAAUCGUGUCUUGUCACGCAUCAAGUACAGUGGAUAUUUGCCGUGAGAAAUUGAUUUAUUUUUGAUUAUUCAAAGUAAAGUUAUUGUGCAGAUUAAUUAAUAAAAAAAAGUGGAAUUGUGAAGCUUGAAGAGUGUUCUUUGAUAAUUAUAAUUUUAAUUACAUCUCGACUGAAGAAAAAAAGUUAUUGUCUUCGUGAUCGAUAUCAACUGAUUGACUACAGAAACCGAUACAUACCAUGGCUGCAUUAUUCAAGGUUGCACGAUACGAUAAACCGAGUAAACGAAAAAUAAUCAGGGCUGCAACGAUUGAUGGACUUAUAUCUUCUGCAAGAACUAAGUUAAAACUAACAGAUGAAAACUAUAAGAUAUACACAGAGGAUUUUACGGACAUAGAUGAGGAUGACAUAUUGUUAGAAUUAGCUCACUCUAAAGAAUCCAGAGGUGAGCAACUCCUUUUAACAAUUGUUCCAGACCAUAUCCUUUGGAAUUGCAACGCACUUGAUGAAAAUGUUUCUAAAUCUUCAGCUGGAAUACAUCGGGAAAUCUCGAGUUCAUCAACGUCUCAUCGACCUACGGAAAAAAGUAUUUCAUCCAGCUCAUCAUCGACAUUACAUACAGCUGAUGAUGAAUUAUCUAAAUUUUUUUCCAAGUUUUCUACUAACCCGGGAAAAAAUGUUUUUAUAAAAUUUUAUAAAAUAAUAUAAAAUUUUACACAAUUUUAUAAAA